This is a messenger RNA of Achroia grisella, 3718 nucleotides long. Its product is annotated as G-protein coupled receptor Mth2-like. The record is from RefSeq and is a predicted model, not a curated record. Gene Ontology annotation, molecular function: G protein-coupled receptor activity. Bases 442 to 2664 code for a protein of 740 amino acids. Gene Ontology annotation, biological process: G protein-coupled receptor signaling pathway; cell surface receptor signaling pathway. NCBI's taxonomy places the organism in Eukaryota, Metazoa, Arthropoda, Insecta, Lepidoptera, Pyralidae. The transcript is spliced from 9 exons. Gene Ontology annotation, cellular component: membrane.
AUGGCAUAUGAAAGGUCGAAUAGAGUACCUUCCAUAUUACGUGCAAACUUUCCGUAAUAUUUUAUUCGUUUGUAUAGAUAUUACAGUAGCCUGGUGUGUGAAGAUUUAUAUUUAGAAGUUAUGUUUAUAAACAGUGUUAUCAAAAAUCGGACGUUCUUAUAGUAGGAUCAACUAAGAAGUUAGCAUUAAAAGCUCGUAAAAUAUGCGUCGAUGUGUUGAAUUGUAGUGAGUAAAUUGGUGUGAGUUUCGUCUCGUCUACAAUUUCAAGGGCGAAACAGCCUCUCGACCAAUGUUGAUCUGUGGGCCACGCCGGAGUCCGAAAAAUCGUCAUUCAUUCCGUCGCCGCAACCGAACACGCCGCACGCAACAUACUACCGGCCUAAAAUAAACAAUGCCCAGCAUACCUAUCGACACCCACCAGCUGGCGUGAAUAUAUCAAACAUGUUUCUUCACGAAAAUCCCGUAAGCUUUACUAAAGCCAUGUUGUCUUACAUUUUUGUGUUAACUUUUUUAAGCUUAAGUGUAAACAGUGCAGAUGUGCCCAUAUUUCAUAAGUGUUGUCCGGAAGAUCAGAACCUUAUUAAAGUGACAGUUGAUUUAAAUAUUACUCUUGAUGUAAGAUAUGUAUGUUUAAAUGCUGAAGUAAGAGAAAAUUAUAACGUCUCCAGUGAUGUUAUCCCUCUUUUAGUGGUAAGAAGUGAAAAUGUUCAAUUUUAUAUGCCUGAGGAAUGCCAAUUAGAGUUGAUACAUACAAUUGGACCCAAUUUUGAAAUUACAACUGAUGACGAUGUUUGUUACGAUAGACUUGUGUUGGAAAUUGUAAACGAUCUAUCUAGACAGAUAGUUCCUAAAACUGUUGCAUUAGCCUGUGUCAAAAACGAAACUAGAGACACAUUGAGAUCGACUUUAACAAUAGAUCACGUUCGUAAGUGUUGUCCUGGGCGCCAGAGGUAUGAUACCGUAUAUCAUGUAUGCAGAAAUUCUGUAGAGUAUAGUAAAGAUGAUUGGUUAAUGAAGCAACUGACGAAUUAUAAUACCGAUAGCAAGAUAUAUGAAAUAGAUUUUGGACUACAUUGUAAAUCAAAUGAAUAUGCUGUAGAGUUGAGUGAAUAUAAGUAUACUAUAGAUAUCGAAGGAAGAAUGUUAAAAGUAGGUAGCAGAACUGGAACAAACAAAGACAUAAUUCCUAGUGGUGAGUGGUGUAUAGACCGUGAACAUGUUAGGGGCGACGUGGUAGCUCGAGUUUGUACAAAUGAUUGUUCUAAAUUCGAUGCAUACUGUCUGAGAAAAUGCUGCCCUGUGGGACAUCAUUUUAAACCCCGACACUGUGGUAAAUUUGCUAGUACUUGCGUACCAAACGCUGAUGACGAUGAAGCAGUGUACUUCAAUAUUUCCUCGUAUUUGGACCCUUUAAAGGAACACUACAAAGAUAUUAAAGAUACACUGGGCAUUCGCACGGGCCUUGCUUGUCCACAUGGAAGAACAGCUUUAAAUAGAUCAUCUUUAAAGGAUUAUCAGUAUCUGACACCAUCAGGAACAUUGGAUUCUGCUAUAAGUGUUGGAAAUGAUUAUUGUAUCGAAACUUUUGACACCCGCGACUGUCAGGACGAUGUCACAGUAACUGCGGUGGUCUGUUUCAUAGCACCGCCAUCGCAAUUUAAGGAUUUCCGAAUUUCUUUUGUACUCAUAAGCAUAUCGAGCGUAUGCUUGGCACUGACAUUGUUGGUGUAUUGUACCCUGCCGGAGCUGAGGAACCAGCAUGGUCGGACUCUCACAUGUCACCUGAGUAUGAUGCUGCUUGCGUAUUCAUGCCUUGCACGAGUACAGUAUGACGUCGUUGAAAAUACUCUCAUAUGUACACUACUUGGGUAUGGAAUAUAUUUCGGUUUUGUCGCUGCAUUUGCCUGGUUGAACGUCAUGUGUGUCGACAUCUGGUGGACAUUUGGCCGCACACGAUCUUUGCAGAAAGGAAAGUCACAAAGAAAUAGAUUUAUAUGGUACUCCGUAUACGCAUGGAGUAGCUCGAUUCUUCUCACACUCACAACUUUCCUGUUUGACACCUAUCCUGUUUCGCCUUUUCUAGACUCAAACAUAGGCAACGGCAUGUGUUGGUUUGGUGCUGUUCAAAACGACAAAUCCGAUUGGCCACAUUAUAUUUUCUUUGUGGCACCAAUGGGUAUAGUUACUUGUAUGAAUUUUGUAUUGUGGGUACUGACCGCACGACACUGCGCACGAGUUAAAUCUGAGAUGCACAGGUUGCAAGCCGGUUCAGCGGGAGAUCGAGCCAAACGACGCUUCAGAAUCGAUCAGGCCAAAUAUAUAUUAACUGGCAAAUUGUGGGUGGUGAUGGGUGCAGGCUGGGUUUCGGAACUGCUGUCUACCUUGACACAUGAACCGCGGUGGCUCUGGUUCGUUGUUGAUCUCUUAAAUGAACUUCAAGGCGUUUUCAUCUUCAUAAUACUCAUAUUCAAGCCGAAGCUGUACUACCUCAUUAGGAAGAGAUUGGGUUGUUCAGGAAUUCCAAUAGAUACAAGGUUGGAGAAGCCGGAUAUGAGAAAGAGUGGCCCUUCGUCCUCUGCUCGCACUUCCUCAACCUACUUGUCUCGGACCAUCAGCCAUGAGCCAAUGAGGAUAUCGUUGGCUAACAACGAAAAGGAGAAAUAGGAACGUAUAGAGCGCAAAUAUACUCACUGCCUCUCCACGUCAUAAUAAUUUGUCACGCACCUACAUAACUCACUGUGUGAUUUUUGUAUAUGACUGCGCACAUGUUUUCUAAUAUUUGUAUUAUUUUGUUAUCGUUAAUUGAUAACAUAAUCUAAUGGUAGCAUGAGUUAGUAGUUUAACUUAUUUUGACGCUCACAUAAUUUUUCUUGUGCACUUAGAAUCCUAUUUUUUAUAUAAAUGUUACUGCACUUGUAUUGCAGGAAGAAGAACUUAUCUAGUCCUAGAUUAACUCCUCUAUUCAUGAAACCGUCAAACUGAUAAACUUAUUUUAGCUACUGGACUGUUAUGUUUUAAAUAAUUUGAAUUAUUUUCUUAAUACUUAGUUAAAAUAGGUUCGAAAAAGCAUUUAGUUUUCAUGAAUAAGACAGUAGUUUUAUAUGUAUCUUUGUUACAUUUAUUUGUCCUGUAUUUAUUAUGAAGUAUAAAUUAACAGUAAUUAAAAGGAAAUAUUGCAUUUUUUAUUAUCUCAUUACAUAGUUAAGUUAGAAUAAGUAUAAUUAAUAGGUAGUAUUUAAGAACUUUUAUCUCAGUGCAAGUGUAAGAAAAGGAUUAUUGUUGCUACUUAUAUUAAAAACAUGUGAUUUAUGAAAUGUUAUAUGUUGCUUCAAGUAUACGAAGAUUAAGUGUGAUGUCCAUUUUAAUUUUCAUAUCGUUCCAAAUAUUUUUUAAGUACCUUUUUAAAGAAAAGAAUAUAAAUAUAUUCAAUUAAAAUAAUUUUUGUUAUCUAAUAUAGUUUCUAUUGGUAGAUAAUACAAAUUAAUAAAUAGAACAUAUUGGUAAAAAAGACAUAAUAUUUUAUUCGUAACUUAUUUUUAUUUAGUUAAUUUUAUUUCAAAAUUUUGCUAUGGCUAUUUUAUUUUUAUGCUAAAUCUCGCAUUAGAGGUAUUGAUAGUAAUUUGUAUUUACUCGCAUAUAUAUUAGACAGUAUAUAUUUUAUAAUGUAUUCUACUAUGUGUCUAUUAGUAAUAAUCACCAGGUGUAUUAAAUAACAUGU